This is a messenger RNA of Mercurialis annua (annual mercury), 1841 nucleotides long. Its product is annotated as probable glycosyltransferase At5g03795. Bases 166 to 1554 code for a protein of 462 amino acids. NCBI's taxonomy places the organism in Eukaryota, Viridiplantae, Streptophyta, Magnoliopsida, Malpighiales, Euphorbiaceae. The transcript has 3 exons. Gene Ontology annotation, molecular function: glycosyltransferase activity. The record is from RefSeq and is a predicted model, not a curated record.
CAAAAUUUAAUUUCCACAGUUCACCUAAUAGCUUCACAUUUUCCAAGUUGUGGUCUUCUUCUUCUUCUUCUUGCUGUUUUAAAACUUCUUGUGAUUUGAGAUUCCAGUCGACUAAUUGUGAUUAGUAUAUUCUAAUUCACCAUUAACAUUAAAUUUAAACUUGAAAUGAGCAACACAGCAUCCUUAAUUGUUUACCAGUUCAGUCACAGACGAUUCUCCAAUUCAUUGAGAUCAUUUUUCUUCAUACCCACUUGCUUAGCUCUCUUCACUACUCUGUUUAUUGUUGUUUACAUCUCCACUACUUCUAAUAUUUUCUACUAUCAUUACCCCACUUCCGCUCCUACUCUCUCUCUAAAUCUUAACUUUUCAAACAGUGAAGAAAAGAUUAAUGAAGUUCCAGUUUUUGAUGAUUUUACAAACCCUUUUGUAAAUUUGCCCAGAAUUAGUCGCCGCUCUUCUGUAACUCAGUUGGGUUCUGAUGGAACCUAUGAGAAUAAUGAGGUGUUCCAUGAUAGAGGUAUGUUUCUGGACGACUAUAAAGAAAUGAAUAGGAGCUUUAAGAUAUAUGUUUAUCCUCACAGGCGAAAUGAUCCAUUUGCAAAUGUGCUCUUGCCGGUGAACUUUGAGCCUGGUGGCAAUUACGCUAGCGAAAGUUACUUCAAGAAGGUUCUUAUGAAAAGUCACUUCAUCACCAAGGAUCCAACAAAAGCAGAUCUUUUCUUUCUGCCUUUCUCCAUUGCAAGACUGAGGCAUGACCCUAGAGUUGGAGUAGGAGGUAUCCAAGAUUUUAUCAGAUCUUAUAUCUUUAAUAUAAGUCAGAAAUACCCCUACUGGAAUAGGACUGGUGGAACAGACCAUUUUUAUGUUGCUUGUCAUUCCAUUGGACGGACAGCUAUGGACAAAGCACAGGAGGUGAAACUCAACGCAAUUCAAGUUGUUUGCUCUUCAAGCUAUUACCUUUCUGGGUACAUUCCUCACAAGGAUGCAUCUCUCCCACAAAUUUGGCCUAGACAUGGAGACCCUCCUAAUCUUGCUUCAUCAGAGAGGAAGAAGCUUGCAUUCUUUGCGGGAUCUAUGAACUCCCCUGUUCGCGAGAGACUUCUUCAAGUUUGGAGAGAUGACUCUGAAAUUUAUGUUAAUUAUGGCCGGCUCAAAACACCUUAUGCUGACGAGCUUUUGGGAAGCAAGUUUUGCCUCCAUGUCAAAGGAUUUGAAGUAAACACAGCUCGCAUUGCAGACUCGCUAUAUUACGGAUGCGUUCCAAUCAUCAUCGCCAACCAUUACGAUCUUCCAUUUACAGACAUUUUAAACUGGGAGAAUUUUUCGGUAGUUGUUGCUACUUUAGACAUUCCGCUGCUUAAGAAGACUCUUCAAGGAAUAAGUUCUGAUGAAUAUCAGAUAUUACAAAGCAACGUAUUGAAGGUGCGAAAGCAUUUCCAGUGGCGUUUUCCUCCUGUUGAUUAUGAUGCCUUCUACAUGGUUAUGUAUGAGCUGUGGCUUCGACGAGGUUCUGCAAGGAUUCUCUCGAGUGUUCAUGCGGUUGCUAAUCAAUAACCACAUGUUUUUUUCUUCAAGUAUCAGGAAUCAAUGGUGCCAGCCCGGCAUAUGUACUAGUAGAGCUUACAAACAGAAAUGAAUUAAAGAACAAACUUCACAUUUACACGAGCAACUUCAAUGAGAAAGAGACCUGCAAAAUCUUGUUAUGUACAGUUUGGCUUUUUAACUUUUAAGGUCCUUUCUAAUUUUCAAAAAUAGGUCUCCUUCAAAACACUAUUCGAUCUUGUGAAGGUUUGAACUCAAAAUCUCUGUAAAUUUUUAUAAAACUAGACCAGUUCCAAUCA